GGGGGGUUGAAACUAAGUGAUCAUUGUGGUCCUUUUCAACCCAGGCCAUUCUAUGAUCCAAUGAUAUGGUUUUAUUCAUUUGUCUUAUAAUCAAGUGUUUUAGCUCUAAUCAGUCGAUAACAUAAAGAUCCAUUGACUCAAAUUCUUCUGGUAUUUGACCCAGGAGGUACCGUGUGGUGCUCGUAAUCAUGCCUUGGAAAUCCUGGAAAAAAAAGUGGGUGGAAGGAAAAAAAAUAUGGUCCGGAAGUCCUUUUGGAAAAGAAGAAAGCAGUAGGAAGUAAAGAAGGUUAAUGCCAUUUGGGUUAUGUUAGAAGUUUUUUUAAGUGCUGUUUUCAUACUGUGUUACUGAGAUGUAGAGAAAUAGUGAAAAUGUACAAACAUUUAUGGAAAUUAGAAGUGAGGUGAGGCUUUAGUGGUGCUACUUAAUAAAACUUUCUGCUGUGCUAACCCUCUGUUCUUAUGACUUGCAUUAGGGCAGAGCAGUUCAUUCUAUUUUUUAAAUGUCAAGGUGACCAUGCUGUUCUGUGUGUCCGAAUCACCAAUGUAGCAGCAGCUGUAACAAAAGAAGCCAGACUUCACCUGUUUCAAGCACAGGAGUGGCAGAAGCUACAGAAUCACAUCCAGGAUCACAGCUGUACAGAGAAAUUCUCUAAAGCUCAACUGACAAUGACUGUGAACCACACAGAGCAAAAUCUGACAGUGUCCCAGAUUCCUUACCCGGAAACAUGGUAUGUGUUUUAUGUAGACAAGUUUACCUGCGACGAGAAUUAUUCUGAAUCCGAGGAUAUUCAGUUUGAAAUGGUCUUACUAAAUCCCGAUGCAGAAGGGAAUCCAUUAGAUCACUUUAGCGCAGGGGAGUCUGAUGAACACCUCUUUAUUCAGAAUGAAAAACAGCAACACUGCCAGAAUCCUGAAGUGACAUGCCUAUGUCUACUUUUCAAAGAACCGAGGAGGAUUUCUUCUCUCUAGAACAUUAGACCAUCAGAGAAGAGAUCCAGGUUCAUUUUUUUGUAUUUUAUUUUCUUUGAGUGGGAUAACAUCUGCUUAGCUACAGAUGGUUCCAGUUAAGUCACUCUUUACUCUAGUCUCUAAAAUUGUGUCUCUGCUGUGAAGCAUUCUCAAAAUUAAAUGGACUAUAAAGAAAGUAUAGGAAAGAACUUGCAACUAUCACUUUCUGAUUAGGGUGUUUACCUUUUGAGAGAAGAAGGCCUGGUUUCCAGUCCCUAGCAAGCAAUUUUUAACAUUUUAUGUGGUAAGAUAUUUAGAUAAGACUGGCAGUGGGAUCUAAAGCUUGCAAGGGCAGCUGACUGGGUGAACAGCAUCUGGAUGAUCUUGAAGUUAGGUACUUGAAAUGAACAUACAUGUUUUAUUUUCUGUGUCAUAGAAUGGUUUGGGUUGGAGGGGACGCUAAAGAUCAUCCAUUUGCAACUAUCUGACGUGGGCAGAGACAUCUUCUAUUAGAUCAGGUUGCUCAAAGCCCCAUCCAAGCUGGGCUUUCUAAGAAUGGGGCAUCCAAUAACUUCUCUGGGCAACGUGUUGCAGUGCAUCCCUGCACUCUGAGUGAAGAAUUUUGUCCUGAUGUCUAAUUCAAAUCCACCUUCUUUUCAUUUAAAAGCACUAUCCUUUGUCCUAUCACUGCAUUCCCUGAUAAAGACUUAUUUCCCCAACUCGAAGUGAUGUGGAAGGAGGAAAACUUAAAAAGACAGCUUGAAAAUCACUUCUGUUGGGUGUUUUUGGUGGAGUGUUUUUGGUUGUGGGUUUGAUUUUGUUGGUUUUUUUUUGUCUCACACCAAUCACCACAGUUUCUCUCUAGUGGCAAAGAGCUUUCUAUCCUAAAUGCUUAUUGUUAAAAGCCUUUCUUUUUUUCCUAAAAGAGUUUUUAAAGUGCACCCAAUCAUCACAAUGAGAAAUAAUAUAUCUACGUAAUCCUUUCCAACUUUGGUGGGUGGCUGAAGAAUCAUAGAAUCCCCAAGAUUGAAAAAGAUCUACCAGAUCAUCCAGUCCAACUGUCCACCCACCACCAAUAUUUCCCACUAAAUCAUGUCCCUCAGUACAAUGUCUAAAUGAACAUCUCUGGGGUCACUGACUCCACCACCUCUCUGGGCAGCCCGUUCCAGUGUCUCAUCACUCUUUCAGGGAAGCAGUAUUUCCUAAC
Molecule: messenger RNA, 2155 nt
Organism: Meleagris gallopavo (turkey)
Lineage: Eukaryota; Metazoa; Chordata; Aves; Galliformes; Phasianidae
Source: RefSeq, a predicted model, not a curated record